Pocillopora meandrina is the source of this 29813-nucleotide messenger RNA. NCBI's taxonomy places the organism in Eukaryota, Metazoa, Cnidaria, Anthozoa, Scleractinia, Pocilloporidae. The record is from the annotation of a GenBank genome assembly.
AUGCACGAUCGCCUCUUACGACUGUUCUCCUAUUCAGACAGACCAAUCAGUGGUGAAAUUGACACAAGGCUGACAGAAUGGGGUGAAAGAAUCAACAAAAGAGAGGCCAACUCAGAUUGUAACAGUUUUUCUUGUAUCUUUAAUUGAUUUAAUUUUCAAUUGGAUUUCUUUUCAAUCUCCAUAAGAUAAUGACGAAUGCACGAUGAACACUCACGAUUGUUCUUCUAACGCCGAUUGCUCAAAUGUUAUGGGAUCGUUUCAGUGCGCCUGCAAAUCUGGAUAUACCGGUGAUGGUAAAGCAUGUCAAGGUAAUAGAAAUGCAGUUUAAUUCUCCCACCCGAAUAAUAGGCUGUUAGCCGAAUCCAAUAAGCAAUAAGAGAAGCCGAUCAGUUGACGAAGUAAUGUUCAGACAGAUGGUUUGAUCCUACAAUUGACAGCGAGAAAGACAGAGAAAUGAAUGUAUAUAGAAACAGAAACAGACAGAAGGAUGGUCUGAUAGGCAGAAAAAAGGGCCACGUGAACCCUUCAAACGGGCACGCAAUCUGAUUAUAUGAAUAGUUUCCAUAUUUUUUUUUUAAUCACAAAUGUUUGAUCAUCUUAAAGUCUGAAAUUUCUUUUAGAUUUGGACGAAUGUGCAACAGCCAAUCACAGCUGCUCUACCCACGCCCACUGUUCCAAUGUCAUCGGAUCAUUUCAGUGUACAUGUAAUGAUGGAUAUAGCGGCGAUGGUAAAACAUGUCAAGGUAAGCGUAGGCGAGACUACACUUGGUGUUAUAGGUUACAUUUAAAACAAGCCACGUUCGAAAUUUAUUUCCAUUAGUUGCUAAAAUGACUUGCUUUGACUUCCAGCUUUUGGCUCAGCUAAAGAAGUACCUUUUUCUUCUUGCAAGUCUCUGUCUUCAUUUAACCUUCCUACCGGUGUUUAUUGGCUCGAUAUUGAUGGUGGGUCCCAUGAUAACGCGUUCAAAGCCUACUGCGAGAUGGAAACCGAUGGAGGAGGCUGGACUUUAGUUUGGAGUUACACCUUUACUAACUAUCAAAGCUUUUCGACACCCUCCAACGCAAUCACACCCCGACCAACUUGGGACGUCCAAAAUUCCGAUGACGUCAACGUUCCAACAUCUAAUACUCCACCUUUAAAUGAAACGGACUUCAAUGCAAUUGAAUUCUCCAAAUGGGCAAUCAUUGGGGACAAGGUAUUAAUCAAAAGCAACAUCAACAAUUGGAUUAUUUGUUCAGGAACAGGAAGUUUACCUAAGUGGCAAUAUGGUUCCGUUAACUGCAUAAUUGUCAAAAAUAUCACUGAACAUUGUCUAGGGGGAAAAGCGCCCGCAUAUUUUGGCCGAAAUUAUCAAUGCGGACCAGCCUAUAAACUUAAAGGUGGUAAUUAUCAUUAUUAUUACUUUGAUGGUUGCACAGGAGAGGAUUUUCCAGCGCAUGACCCCUGUGGGUCAUACUCUGACAAAGAGUUGAAGAAUAUACCAAAUCCACAUGGAAAUAUUUUUAUUCGAUGACUCCCCAUUACUUGGCCAACAUAAAAGAUCCUGACAAUGCUCUAAAUGACAAGAAUAGCUUGGUAGCUGAACUUUAAGGAGUCGAAUACAGUCGGUGAGUUCUUGCUUAUCAGCAGGGAUCUUACACUGCCAAACGCUAUUUCUGUCUCAUUUUUCGAUCAUAAAGUUCAGGACGUUGGUCAUUUUAAGUGUAAGGCUACAGUUAAAGUUGCCUUCGAAGUUGACUUGGGCGGAAUAUGUGUAAAUAAAUAGAGUUCCUACCGCUUUUGCCAGUAUACACUGUACAUCUCCAUAGUAAUCUCAUUUUCUCACUCUCUAAUUACCCCAACAUCAGGUGUGCUUGUGUGUGUGACAAAGACAAUCUUUAAGUAACAAACUAAAAGCCUUCAUUUGAUUCGUUCUCUUGAGAUGAAGGCUUCUUUAAUCUUGCUCUUUACUUAGAAAGUUUUUAAAAGACAUUUAUAGCCAUAAUGGGGGACACAGAAGACCUCGGACUCUGGCGUCUUAAAAGUGUAUGAGGCAUGCAAGAUCACACUUCCAGGUCGUUGUAGAAUGGCAAAAUUUUUAUUUGAGUCUAAAGAACUCCAAGUGUUUUUUUCUUCUUUUGAUAAGUAGCGGUGUUAGAUGCAUUUGUGGUUGGUAAAACACUCAGAUUGAAGUAUCAGAAGUAUUACUAGACUGGUAGGUAGAUACGCUACCCCGGUAUGGACAAUACUAAAAUUCAAGUGCGAUUAAAAUUUGAACUCAACACUUUUAUGACAGGAUUUGUGAAAUAUCUCACUUAAUUAUAUGCAAAAUAAUACAUGAAAUUGUUUCAUUCGCGUUCAAGCAAACUUUUUCACUUACUACGACAUUUUUGCGGUUGAUUUUCCAUAGCUCUAUAAUCACUUUUCAUCAUGCAAGUAAGCAAGUUUAAAGAGUUUCUGCGCUAGUUUAUACAUACCAAUAUGCAGUGUUGUUUUAUGGUUUAUGGCAGGUGUUCUUGUGAACCAAACAUUUACAAAGUAUGAAAGUCUUAAGAUUUUUAAGAAAUUCCUAUUUCCAUAAACUCGGUACUUCCAUUAAUAAGAAAUGAUAGAAUGUGAAUGACUUGCGCUCACUUAUGAAGCUGAAAUGUUUAGUGAUUAGCAAUAAAAAAAUAACUCUUUCUGAGGGGCACAAUUAUACUGCAAAGAUACUGCUGUGGACUUGUCUAAUAAUUUUUAAACUUCAAAAUAUGACAAUUUUAAAGUUUAGUUAGUGUUUCGCCUUCUCCAGCAUGCUAUUCUGUGCAAAACAUAGAGCCGCCUGGCUUGGAGGAGGUCUUUAAAUGGUUGUACCAUUCGCAUGUGUAAUUGGCAGAUGUAAUUUGCGGGCAAGGGUUAGUCUUGCGCGGAUCUUUUGAAGUUCUCACAACUUAAAUGCUACGAAGGUAACUUAUAGAACGUGUUUACCUCUGACAUGUUUUAAAUUUCAUAUUCUUUUUUUAUUAGGUUAUUCUUUUCGCAUACUGCUCAAAAGUAUUUCUAUAAACGUACUUUCCGUUUAACAAAACGGGCAUCUGUUAUUGUGAAAAAGUUACGACCUCAAUAACCCUUCGUUUAAAUGGUCAGAAUUCAAUAAUCAUAGCCUUUUUAUACUAAGAGCUCUCGUGAUUAGGAACAAAUACCCUUAUCGCAGCUAAUAAACAUUUAGUAAUUUCGCCUGGCAUGUGAUAAAUAGAGAAUGAUACAUGAGCGCAAAUAGAUAUGGAAUUUUUCUUCGAGCGUUCAACUUGAUAACUCACGAAUGGAGAACUCGAGUUGUCUUGAUGUCGAGUAGAGCACGGCUUAACUUUGUUUAAAUAUUCGGCCCAAGGUUUUAGAAAAUCAAAACUUAUAAUUACCUUUACAACUAGCCAUUGAGAGUAUCGUGUUUCAGCAAUACUCUCUCUACAGCUAGUUGUAAGCGAAGCUGGAAACAAUUUUCCACAGAGCAGACUAAAUUAAGGGGCUUUGUGAAUGAAAUCAAGUCUCACCCUCAAACUUCACCCUCUUCAGAAAAACAUGAAUCUAAGAACCGCAAACCUUUUUGAGAAACUAUGUUUCGUUUUUAUUUGCAUUAUUUUUCUAACCUACUUUUCAUUUCUUGAAUCUUUGUUUGCUAUAUGUUUUUUCAUCGGAUUGUUCAAAAUUCUUACCACCAUCCUACUGGGACAACUAAUUGCAAACGCCAAGAAGAGAAAACAGGUCAAUCCCCACAAUUUGUUCUUCUCUCGCCGACAGAACACAUUGUGCUCCUCUUGACACCGACUCGAGUUUAUUAUCCCUGCUAGCCUCCGGCAAUUUCUUUGUUUUGUUUCUUUUUCGUUAUUGUCCCGAAAUUUCUUCAUUGAAUUAUGUUAAUCAUUUCCCAUCAUUUACCAUGUCAGGUGAUGGUUAACAAUCAGUGGCAACUUCGUUCUCCUUGUUGUGUUAAGAUGGGCUGUGAUGAAAGAAAUGUCACAAUUCCGUGUUUUAAAACUAUUUUUUUAAAUCCUGUAUGGCUCAUCCUUCUUUUUUUAGCACAUGGAGGUAAGUUUCCACAAAAUUUCCGUUAAUUAAUCGUUGUGAGGUGCAAGCAGAUUAACCUUGGAUUUACAUUCAACGCUGGCGAUGGUAAAGAAACACAGAAAAAAGAUCUGCCCCUCUUCGCAUUUGAUGUUUAUUCAUAACUCAUUCUCAACUCUCAGAGUGGUGAAUCAGUCAGUUAUUUUAAGGAUGUGUAACAAAAGAAAGGAAAUCGGGAAAGAAUUUAGGAAAAAGCCUCUGAAGGAAGUGCUUAGCCUACAUUAUUGGAGAUUUCUUAUUUGUUUUUUAACACUAUGAUUUUCCUCUUUUUGUGCGCCUUUCGUGUUUCAUGGUAUGGAAUUAAUCCUCGCUAUUUUUAAUUGAAAGCAAGACUAAUGAAAGAUAGAAAGUAACUGUUGUUCCAUUCAUGAAACUCAACUAUCCUGCUUAACAACUUUGGCAACCUUUUGUCAUUUGGCUAUCGAGCUCAUGUUUCUAGAUACACCAUCCCGAUUAUUCCUGCAUUGUGAGCCUCACAAAAGAAAAAUGAUUUCAAUUAACACUUGAACAAAUUGGCUGACAUGCAAAUUUUGGAUAUUCUAUUGAUUUUAAUUUUUAUAUACGUCAUUUGUGGUUUGGAUCCUGGAAGGAUCGCAAAGAAAUUUCAGUACGCACAACUUCACCCCCAACAAACAACUGUCUAACAUGCACUCAACAGACGCAAAUGUAUUGAAUCUAGCUUUAUCUGAGUUCAUUACAAUCGUUCCCAGAAAUCAUCAAUAUUUCAUCUGUUAAUUAGGUCUUGAAUUUUUCAGCAAAUUGUCGUGAAUAGUCAUCUAAUUCCCUUUGAAGACUAUCAUCUGGUCGAUUAUUGCUAGCGUCUCAAACCGUUUUAAAAAUUUGUCCCAUAAUUAACAUCGCAAAAGGGUUAAUCUUUGAUACAUUGAUAAUCAACCGGACCCUAAUCAGCUCAUAGAUUUCAAAGGAAUAUUAAAUUUUCCGUUUGAACUAUGGGACACUGCUGUGCAAGAAGGUGCCUACCCUAGCUACAUCCAAACGAUUACGUAAACCUCAGCGGAUAUAGGCUUAUUCUUGACUAAACAAUGUUUGUUCCUUCUAGAUGGAUGUCGCAUGAUUCAGUUUAGAGAACAAAAACAAAAUGUGGCUCUAACGAACCAUAUCAUAAAAAGUGAACAGGUAUUUGACAGAGAUACCUGCGAACUGAAAUGUUACCAGGAUCCAAAUUGCGUUUCCUACAACUAUGGGCCAUCAGCAGAUGGAAACCUACUCUGUGAACUAAGCGAUAAGACCCAUUCACAAGUCCCUGCCAAUGACUUAAAGGCAAAAGAAGAUUAUAUCUACAGUCUAAUCACAGCUGUAAGUAAUGUUAAAGUCUUUCCUAUUGACUCCAUUGUAAGGAAGUAGGUAUCCGCUUAUCUCCAUUCACAAACGAGUCAGGACUUGUAGCAGCAUAUUCUAAAAAUUUCAUGCUACCAAUUUAUGGUUAGAUGUUUACCUAACCGAAGUUUCUUCCGAAUAUUUGGCUGCUUCAAAUUAUACCCACAAUCCGGAGUAGCAUAGACAUUCGAGAACAGUCUGUUCUUAUCGUAGAUAUAUAAUCUCGUGUUAACUUCUAGAACGCUUGCCAAAGCAGUCCAUGUAAACUUAACUCGACAUGUCAAGCAGGAUUUGGGGCUCAUGGAUACCGAUGCAUUUGUCCAGAGGGUUAUCAUGGGGAAACUUGUGAAUUAGGUGAGAUAAUCAACAUACACAUGCAUUUCAGUUGCUUUCGCUCUUUAUUACUUCGUUACACUUGACAUAAGACAAAAAUUAUCUUUGAAAAUAACUAUUUGAUUAAAUAAUUCUUGUCCAGAUGUUAACGAAUGCGCGGUGGCUACUCACGACUGUUCUCCGAACGCUGAUUGUUCAAAUGUUAUGGGAUCAUUUCACUGCAAUUGCAAAUCUGGAUAUAGUGGUGAUGGUAAAACUUGUCAAGGUACGUGUGGUCCAGUUUUCAAGUAUUGCAAAAUGUUGCAUUCAUAAAGCAAAUUCUUCAAAUAUAUAUCACUCACUGUACUUACGUGAUUUAACUUCCAGCUUUUGGCUCCACUAAGGAACUCGCUGUUUCCUCUUGCAAGUCUCUAUCUUCAUUCAACUUUCCCAGUGGUGUCUAUUGGCUCGAUCUAGAUAGCGGGUCCCGAGACAACUCUUUCAAAGCUUACUGCGAGAUGGAAACUGAUGGAGGAAACUGGACAUUGGUUUGGAGUUACACCUUUACUAACUACUCAAAUUUUCAAGCAAGCUCCAAUGCAAUAACACCCCGACCCAAUUGGCAUGUCUUCAUACCAAGUCGCGUAGACGUCACCAUAUCUAAAAACCCACCCUUGAGUGAAACGGACUUCAAUGCGUUCGAAUUUUCUAAAUGGAAAAAUUUUGGAGAGGAAAUUUUGGUCAAAAGCAACAUCAACAAUUGGAUCAUUUGCUCAUCUGGAGACGGAAAUCUAGCCAAGUGGUCGGACGGGCCUGUAAAUUGUAAGAUCAUCAAGAGCAUCACUGAACAUUGCCCAGAUGGGCCGCCACCCACACAUUUUUUACGAUAUUUUGGCAGAUACUGUGGACCAAGUUUUUUUAGUGAUUCUUUUCAUUAUUACUUUGAUGGCUGCACAAGGUAUAACUGGCCAACGCAUGACCCCUGUGGGCAAAACUCUGACAGAGGAUUGAAGAAUAUACAAAAUCCACACGGAAAUGUAUUUAUUCGCUGAUUCUUUGAUACUCUUCAGAUCACUUUCGCAUCAGCCUUACACUGGAUAAGGUUGUGCUUACCAGCAGUGAUCACAAACUGCUUGCUACAGUACCAGUUUUAGAUGAAGUAGUUUAAGGCGUUCAUCAUUUUAUAGGAGUUAUAAUCUUCCAUUCUUUAAUAACACUGAUAUUAGGUUAGAAGACGGGUUAAAACUCUUAGAAAGACUUCCGAAAAAAUGAUAGACCACCCUUGUUUCACGUCGUCCACCAUGUCCAUCGUGUCCUUUACAUUUACAUCUAAAGUUAUCUUCUCAGCACGCAAUGCAAGACACAAGGAGGACCUGAGACUCCCAGAGGUGUAGCUUGGGAGGGAGGGGUCCUGUGGUGGUCGUGAACUCCCUCUUUGUAAGCCUUUUUUAUGUCACAUGCAUUAGGUAAAACACGGCGUAAAGGUCGACAUGACAACCUGGUGAGUACCCUCUGUUUGACACGAUGUGACCUUCCCCUCCCACCUUUGAAAAAUCCUGAGUAUACCCCUGGAUUCCCCCUUGUGUUGCAAAGACUGAAAGCAAGCAAAUACCACACCACCAGGCUUAUAAAGUCUAUGUAUUAAUAAAUAGGAUCUUCACUGUUUCAUAUUUAGUUUAUUUUUCUUUUAUUAUCAGCAUCCAUGUAAGACAAAUUUCUUUCUUGUAUCCUUUUUUGUUGUUUCUUUCAUCAUCAUCAUCAUCGUUAUAACUAAUAUAAUAAUAAUUAUUAUUACCAUUAUGAUUACGUGAUGUACAAACGAUAGCAUCCUGAGUUUUGAAACUAUCUUUUAUAUCUACUUUCAAAAGAACAUGCCUUCAAGAGGUUGACAUUUUGUUCAUAUAGUAACAUUUACUUCUUGUCGGUCAAAUUUUAAAACCAAAGGUACUUGCAUAAAACGCGAGAUACAGUAGUCUAAUAGAAAAAACAUUAAAUCGUUCCAGCAGGCAAGAAAAAUUGAACUAUUGGAGGAUUAGAGUGAAACCUUAGUCUAAUCAUUACGAAACAACACAGAACACUGUUUUGAACCAUGUUCGAGCACUGCUGCUUCGUGAUUCCACAACAUUUUGACCGCUGUGAUAAGAACAAUGUUGUCGAUAAGAGCACAGAACACGUUAAACCAAUGUCGAUUUGUUAAAUAGAACUUAAGCACUGCCAUUACCAAUUUGUAAGCAUUUUAAUGUAUGAUAAGGAUAAUAAGAGAUGGAAUGCAGUGUGUUAUUAGUUACGUUGUGUAUAGGACCUGUUUUAUAAUGUUGGCAGAAUAUCUCUAUAAGAUGCAAAAAUAUGUAAGGAAAUGAAGAACGUUUCACCAUAGAGGUUCAAUUUUUCAAUCAAGUUUUCAUUUAUCUAUAAACGUGAUAAUUAAUUAUAUAUCCGUGAUGAUAACUGCUCUGCUACCGUUAACAGUUUCCAGCACUAGCAAAUGCCAAACACGUCUCUCAAAUAUGGGCUUAACGAACGUAUAGAUUCCAACUUCCUAUUUAUUUAAGAGAGAAUUAUCUUCGCAUUUUGUUAAUUUCUAUGAAGUUUUACUAAUAAUUGCUGUAUUUUGCGAUUUCUGUUAUUUGUUUAUUUUAUUGAUAACAUGUGUAAAAAUUAUCUAUGUAUUUGUUCCGUAAUCGUUUUCUUUUAAUUAGGUGUAUAUAUGUAAAUAAUCAGUUGAAUACAGCAAGGCUUCUUUCCUGACUAAUAAACAUAUUUUCAAUCGUUAAAUGGUGCUAGUUUAGCUUUAUAAAUACUUUCAGUAACCAGCAGCUGUAUGUAUUGUCAAUUCAUUUACUGAUUAAUUAGUUACUUUAAAGUACAAAUUAACCUUGCUGUUGUUGCUGUUACAUUUAGGUUGACACUUUUGAGCCAGGUAGCCAUUACCGGCAUUCGCAUCAGUGCAUUGGCUCUGAAGAAAGACUAACGCUCGAAACGUCAGCUUAGAAACUCUUUAUGGUGGCCAAUUUUCAUUAUCAAACAAGCAAAUAAGUCCAAACUUAUCUUAAUAUACUCCCCACUGACACAGCACCACAGUUUCUUUACAAACGUACUCCCUUUUACUACUACCACUGCUUAUCCUGGUUCCCGUAAGCUAAGCAACUAGGGGCAUUCAAACUCUUCAGUCGUAAUUAAUCGCCUGUCAAUUCCCCAAGUUUCUUUGACUGUUUGCUGGUACUCAUUUACACUCCUGCGUGAAGGGAGACACUAUGAGACCAAAAUGCCUCGUUCUAGACCAAGUCACAAUGACUCGACUAGCUAAAAUGGACAUUUCAACAAGUCUUCAACAUGUACCUAGUCAUUUGUACUUACCCUCAAAUAGAUGCAAGAUACAGUACAGCUACCUCAAGUAGCAACCUGAAAUUGCAUAGUCUAUCGCUGGGAGAUAAUAUCUGAAAAACACACUAAAUGCUAUUUCAUUAUCAUUUUUUUUUCUUCAAUCGAUUCCAACUGCUUCUCUGUCGCUGAGAUAAGAGCCCUCAUAUAAGAGACAAACACGAAGCGGUUCCUCCUAACCGGUAAUUCUCUUUUAACUGCUUUGCCAAGAUGCAUGCAGUAACCUUUAAGUCUAAAAUUUCCUGCAUUCAACAAACUAUUCCAAGGUAAUUUUCAUUUAUGCGCAUUUCUAAUCAAGUAUAGCACUUAGGUUUUUUCUUUAGUUUUUGUUUUAUACCCUCACUACUUUGAUCUUAAAAGGAAAAUUCGAAACAGCAAAGCUAUAUUAACGACGAAUGGAAGUAGACGUCGUGCAAAAAGAUGUAUCUAUUUAUCUCUUGAUAAUCAUGUAUUUGUUAUCAUUAGUAUUCCAGGUAUCCUAACUCUUUUUAUACAUUGCCAAAAGGAAGGGAAACCGGAACUUCACAUCGCUCCAUAAAUUUGUACUGCUACCUCAAUUAGAUGACUAAAUAGAUGGAAGGAGAUAUCUUUCAAUAAUAGUUUGGUGUGCAAAAAGUUUUCAGUUUUAACGUACUCAUUCUCUGUUUUGUAAGAAUUUCCAGUGUUAAUAUGGAUUAUCUUCGCUUCCAAUUAGAGCAAGGAGAUUACAUGGGGAUUUUAGCACGCAAACGUUAAAGACAGCAUUUCCUCAGGGCACAAUUGUAUUAUGACGAGGACAAAUAAUGCAAAAUGUUCUUCACUAAAGAAAAAGCGUGGAGUAAGCUUGAAGAGGGAAAAGUUCACUUAAUGGAUUCUCGACAACUUCCUAACUUGAUGCAGUAAUGUAAAAAUUUUAUCUGGAUAGCCUUCGACGUUUCCUGUGCUUUUCAAAGGAAAAUUUGUAGCAAUAUAGAUAUAUUUUCCUGUGGUGAAUAAUUAAAAAACGAUAAUUAAACCACAAGUAAUGUAGUUAAUAUGGUUCCCUCAUAGCAAUACGUUUGUUGUUACAUCACACCGGUUACACUUAACCUGUCAGCCAAUCAGGUCGAGUCUUAUCGUCUCUCAAAUUAAUAAUGCAAAGUGUUCACGGUGCUUAAUCACCUGUUACAAAUGUCACUUUUUUCAUAUCCUCCCUAGGAGCUUUUUCCGAAAUGCGAGUAUGCGGUGUUUAAAAAAUCCCUGGAAAUAACAAAAUGAAGAGUGUUACCACGCAAAAUAUCGAAUCACUGAGCCACGAGGCAAGCAUCGCCAAAACGUCUGUGCAUAGAUGGAAAACAUUACAACACCGCAGGGCAGCAAAAUGUGCCGAAAACCAUAAAUUUGCCAACAGUAAGUACUUAUUUCGAUUGCCUCUCUUGUUGUUUUGAUCAUUUGUCCAUGAAAUUGUUUACAGGAAUUUUGUGUUUAACAGAUGAAAAAAUAAGCAUCUAGAGCUUCAAAAUCCCAUUUAUUUACUGAUUUGUUUGAUAAGACCACGGUUCUCCAACGCCUAAAUUACAUGAGUAAGCUAGCUAUUGCUAUAAACACUAUAAGGAAAAUUGCCUAAAUCAAUAUCGUAUGUUCUGUUUAUAGUCGGAGAGUCCAUCGAUAUUAUGCAAAAGGGAGCAUUGGUCAUAAAAUUGCGAAGUUCAUCCAAGAAAUAUCCACGAAAGUUCUUCCUUGAUCAACAAUCUUUAAACAUCCGUUGGACACCUUCCAAAAAGGGAGACCGUGCGAAAAGUAAGUCAAAUUUUCAAUUUAACGUUAAUUUAACUCAAAUAUAUGCUACUGUAAAACAAGAUGUCGUAAGCGUGAGUUUGAAUUUAGAUUUUUUUUUUUCAUCUCUCAGUUAUUAAGAUAAAAGCCAAAACCAACUUACUCGAGCUUGCGUAUGAAGAGAUUUUUUAGAUGAAUUUAAAGACUCUGCUUUGAAUUGUUACUAAUUUUAUCUUUUUUUUUUCUUCUUUUGUGGUGGUACACGCUAAAAGAGAAGGCAAAGAUUUUGCAUAAGAUGCUAUAUCUUCAAACUUACUGUUAUUUGCAUUUGCAUUGUUAUAAUGCCUUCCUUAAAGAAAAGUUUUUGAAAAAAAUUGAUUAAGAGUAUUAGACUGUGACCCCUCUCACGCUUAAAGAAAUAUUUAAAAUCUAGACAGAAAGUAUUUACGCGAAUAGAUAAACAUUUAAAAAACGCAAAAGAGAUAUUUCGCGUCUUGAUUAGUUGUUUGGAAUGGGAUAGCUAUCGUUCAAAUGGAUUUGAGAAAAGUUAUUAAUUUUGAAACAAAAUAGUUGUAUUCUUCGACUGUGAAUAUAUGAAAGUAGUGUUCUUCACAGUUGAGUCUGUGUAUAUAAGGGAAAAUUUUUUUAUUAUAAGAAGCAAAACAUGUCUGUUUGAUAUAAUUCUAUUUUCCAUAAAUGUAGAAAAGACUUAGCCACUUUUGAUUAAUAAUUGAUGAAGGAUUGGCCCUCACGUUGAACCUUUUUCCUUAUCUAUUUACAAGAAAAGUAUAAAAUGCAAUAGCUUACCCCACUUGAAGUUCUAUGUAUUUAUCGAAAGAGAUGAAUCUCAAUUUUGCUAUAAUUAUUACGCGUUGGGAAGGUUUAAUAAAGCGUAAUGCUAUUACCCGCCACUGAUUCGAAAAUCCCUCGAAAUGGUCGCGUAAUGGAAUAAACUGGAUUUUGUGCUUAAUAAGAUUAAUUAUGUCGCACUUUACUAACACAUAUAAAACCAGACUUCAAGGCGUACGAAAGCCAUGAGAAGGGUAAAUGUGCUGUAAUCAACCCGACUCAAGAAUAAGAGGAGGCGCUAAACUAACUCUUAGUACAGUGCAGCUACUGAAGAAGUCAUUAGUCUAAGUAAUAUGCCCAGAGGAUCCCAACCAAAUAUCCACUCAAAAGAGAGAUCUUCAUGUUCUCUCAUACAACAAGUACUCCUUAAACAUCCGUGGGCCGCCAACUGAGAUGAAAGUAGAAAACUACAACUUCGUAUCGCAAUUUUUAAGGUUAGAAACAUCGCUCCUAAUGAAAAACACUUCUCAGAAAAAAUCAUAUAAACAACACUACACGAGAGUUAAAGUUGAGCUCAUUUAAAUACGCGCAGAAAUAAAUAAUAUACAUGUUUUUUUCCUUCAAUUUUCUGCUCGGCUGUUAAUGAUAAUUCCUUAGAAGUAUUGGUAGCCGCUUUCCGUCAACUAUCCGUGAUUGUUUCAAGCUCUCAUUCUCUCGACUGGUCGCCUGAACUGUCAUUCAUUUAUUCAUCAUCAUCACUAAUUUACCAUUAGUGUUUUAUGCUCACAAGUUUUAAUCUCAUGCUAAAAGGGUGGCAAUUUGGGAUUGAUGUUUGCUCGCAUGGCACUUGAUUCUCUACGUUAGUAAGACCCUUUACACACGUAGGUGCGACCGAAAUGCCCACGAUGUGUUAACAAGAUGAAACUCAGGUAAAUAUGUAUCCUAAAUGUUAUGUCUGAAGCAAACAAAAGCUUCGAUUAAUGUGUUUUAUUUGCAUAUUACUAAACUUUUAGCCCGUCUGGAAAUUGGACUUGGUGUCGAAUUAAGUUAACAGGCGCUCAAACAAAACAUUUAACAAACUCUUGGAAUCGCAUCAAGAGUACUUACUCUCAUUUUUCGCGCGUAUAUCGCUAUAAUGGCAUAAUUUGUUUCUUCUAGAAGCUUACUAGAAACCCUGACGUUGCAAGAAAACUCGCGAAUUUCGUGUUCGCCUUCGCUCGCGUUAGUAUUUCGUUUCUUUAUUUUUUCGUUAUCUGGGACAAAAUGACCUUACAUCCGACUUACUCAGUCUCCAAUGUCUCCAAAUUUUCUCAAUCGUUGACUGAAAUUUCCAACUAACGAGACAUAAGCCUAAGCGUUGCAUGCGUCACCUGCUUAUCAUAGUGUCUGAAAGUCAUAACCUCAUCGACAUAAUGCACACCUGCUAAGCAAAGCAGAAGAAUUAGGCCGUUUUAAACUUGCUUCUGUCAUCUCAAUAUUUUCCGUUAAAUUGCAAUACAGUUGUCUUCUAAUAUUGCUGACCUUUCUAUAAUUCUGGUCAAAAGUUGUUGGGAUGCAACAACUUUGUCAUGCAUACCCAGACCCUUGAACAAAAGAUGUGUUUUCCAUAUUGUAAAAUUAUUCUCAUGAGAACCUUCUAAGCUUUUCUCAUACUCCUCUCCCUUCCCUGAAUAAAAUUUGAAAACAACUGCAGCUUUUGUCUUGGUUUUAAGCCGUAAAAAGAUAUCUAAAAACAAAUGCAGCUUUUGUCAUGUAUGUAACGCGUAAAAAAUAGUUAAAAACAACUGCAGCUUUUGUCAUGGUUGUAAGCCAUAACGUUUCCGGUACUCUUACCAACAUUGCAGAUCAAGGGGGUAGAGGGUACUUCCGGAUGCAAGGCUCUAAAAUCUGUUGAUUUUACCACCGCAUAGUUCUCCCUGUCUAAAGACUUUUUUUCAAGGGUGGUAGAUCUAAACAUGUACCUACUAAUUGCCUCUCUUUCAGUUCCACUGGCAUCUGUGAGGGAAGUUCGCGAAGGUUUCACAACGGAUGCCUUCACUCAGUGCCCAGAGGUUUACUCAGAAAAUAGCUGCUUUUCUAUUAUCCAUGGGGAUGAGUUUUCCACGCUUGACUUAGUUUUUCAAACUCAAGAAGAAUUUUUGCAUUGGACUGUGGGCCUUCGUUACUUGUUGGCUAAGAGAUCAGGUACAGUAUACUUACACGACACGACACGACACAUGCAACAUAUCAGUUUUUAAGUAUUUUGAUGCAGUUAUGGGUCUAUUCGCAUUUUGGCUUCAAAAGACUCUUUAUUUUAUGAAAUUUGCCUUCGACGGUGAAAAAAAAUUGCAAAGUCUUGCGUCGCCAAUUUAAAUCAUGUUCACCAACUUGGCUAGGAACCGAGGAGCGAGUCUCUCCUGUCUAUUCCCGUUCUCUCAGCAAUCUCUUUGAAACAAAUCAGAAGUUACAAAAUUACGCAUAAAGACGUUGUUGAGUCAAAGUUUUUGCAUUAAACAAAGCAGCUGCAGAUACUUUCCCGCCAAUUCAGUUUGACUCAGCGAUGUCCAGCGUGUACGGCCAGGUUCCUAAGUUUUAUUUUGAUAAUGGCAGCGUUCGGCGUGUAAACAUAUUAGCACGUAUUGGAGACAAUUUUCGAACGACUGUGCCCUCUUUACAUCAUCAAACCGGGUAAGAGAAAAAUUAUGAUAGAUAGUUCUUAAAGACUGAGAUAAAAACCGUAUGGUUUCGGAAGGGUACUUCUCUCUUGGUGUUUUUUGAUACCGAACGACACAACUGGUAUAGUCCGUGAAGUAGUUCAGGGAUUGAUAACUUUUUAAAAAUCAGUUUAGAUGGGUUAAGGGUUAUAGAAGGGGCAGCUUAGUGGCCAAAAAGGGAAUGGAAAUAAAUUCGAAGCUUCUUCAUAAGAUUUGAAUGAUAUUGCUCUUGUGCUUGAGUCCAGGCUAUGGUUAAUAUACGCGCUGAUGCUUUGCCGCUUGACAAGGUUUUUUCGUGGUGAACAAUUGACGGGAAUUUAUACCUCAAGGCGAAAUACUAUCCUCUACAAUAACUAAUAUAUAGAUUUAGCCAAGCCUAAAAGCCGAGCUCUUAUUAGUUUAUUUUCCAGCCCUACGUUACACUGAAUAAAAACUGUAAUAAAACUAUCUACUGGCAAGUCUUUGUAUUACAUUUCAACCCAACAAUUUCCUCAACAUAUAAACACUAUUACAAAGUAAUUAGUCAGGGAAAUGGAAAACUUGUGGCAUAUACACCAUGUUUGAAAUGCCAUGACCAUAGUAAGCUAACAGGAUUGAGGAGGAUGUAUGUGGGAAUAGGCCCUCUUGUCUGUGAGGUUGAGUAGUUAUAAGUAUUAGUGUUCAUUAGAAUAGAACUGCCUUUUUGGUCUAAAAUGUGAUGUUACAGUAAAAAUGAGAUAUGGAGGACCUGUGAGACCAAUACAUUGUAUUGUGAUUGAAAUCUCUAAUAAGUGACCCCCCUCCCGCCCUAGACUUUGAUUAAGAGGGGAGUAGCUACUCUACGAAAAACAUGAAAAAAACCAGUGUUCUCAUUUCUAUGAAUUGCCUUGUUACUGAAUGGCACGUAGCUUGAUGGUCUUGAAAACAGAGAGACUCAAUAACAAUUGAAACCCUGUCAUCAAACUAAUGCCUCUUUCACUCUUACAUUAUAUUACUUCAUCUCCAAUUCUUAAUUCUUAAACUUCAGUAUCACUUCUAAUCUUAAACUAGUGACUAAUACUUGUUCUAACCUUACAUUAUUGUCUUUUCACUCUCUCAUCUUCCCUUUUGCACACUUGACUCUCUCCUUAGGAAUCUUUCCAGGUAGGUGUCUCUAAUUAUUUCAUGUUUACUGGCCUGUCUUGCCAGCUUCAAUUCAACUUAUAACUAUAAUUUAAUUUAAUACCUCCACUUAUUUGCUUGUUUGUUUAUUAAUGCACUUUUUUGUUUUGUUUUUUGUUCAUGUUCUUUGCAAGCUUUAAGACUUCAAGUAACUCCUUAUUAAGAUGUAACAUGUCUUUUCCCACAAUUACUAAUUGGGAUGUUUCCCAGGUCUUUGAUAUAUAAGAUUACAGGUGUAAAUGAAUACAUAAACAAAUAAAUGAAUAAAUAGCCAAGUGCUUCUGGCAAAACCAGAAAAGGUGGCCACUUCUAUUUAACUUCUCCAUAAUGCCACAUUUCUUUCGAAGUGUAUUUAAAGAAUGUUAAUUCAUUUAUAAUUGUAGAUAAAAGUCAGUGGUAUCCACAUGUAUAUGAAGCAUCUGUUUGAGGCAGGCAGCUAUUUCUUGGGUAGAAAUUUUUUUUCCCACACUGAAAGACAAGAUAUUACCUGCAAGUAAUAAUCUCUCAUCAAAUUGAUACGAUGAAACAUAAUGGAUUAACCUUAUGUUGCAGCUGAAGAUGAACCACUGCGGCGGCAGACCUCCCGAGACCAGUAUCCUUUUUUAGACUAAGGAGAGACCUAAUUUUUUUUUCAUUGUAGUGGCCACUAUCCUUUACUUUUUUUGGCUGAUAUGUUUCUAUUUCUCUUCUUUUGUUGGCCAUAAUUCCAUGUGAAUUCCCAAAGCCCAAAUCUUUUUCCAUAGUACCUUACUCUGAUGCAUUUUCUCCAGAAUUGAAAUCUCAACUUUUUCCACGCACAGAGUAAGAGUUAGUUUUUUGUUUUGUUCGUCUGUAUUAUUGCUGUUUUGUUUUCAAGUUUUGUUCCUUGCUGUGUUCUCCUUCACAAUUGUGUAGAUGGUUAAAAGAGGUUUUUCUCUCAGCGGACAAAAGUGGAGAUGGUCUCUUAAGCGUUGAUGAAGUCUUUUCUUUGAUGCACAAACUCAAUGUUAAAAUAUCAAAUAGGAAAUUACGAGAGACAUUUAAGGUGUGUGUGUGUAUUUCAGUCUUUCCUUUUACCAGAUGACCUGAUACUUCAGUGAAAGUAUUGUUUGUAUUUUUGGUUGUGGUUUACCUAUAAUUUUUUGGAUGUUAGACUGUGUGAUUUUUGACCAUUGCCAGUAUUCCCUCAAUUAUGAUCAUGUUAGGACACCUGUUAACAAAAGACUUAUUGUUUGACAAUUAUAAUUGCAGUAGUAUGUCAUACAACCAAAAAUGGCCCCUCGCUGAAAAAUAAAAACUGCAGUUUUUCUUGAACUUGUUUCCAGUUUUUGUUCAUUUGGUGCUUGUUGGCCAUUUUUUUCUAAGGAAGCUUCGUGUUAUAAGACAUUUUCAUUGGUUUCAUAACAUCUUGUUUAAGCAGUCAAGGCUUCAUUUAAUAGUGGUAUUUAUAUAGUUUGUUUUUUAGCUAAGGAUGGAAGAUUCUCAGUUACCAAUUGUACUCUUAUGGUUUGAUAAUGUGGGUCAGUCAUGUAUGCAGGGUCAAAACCAAAAGAUAAAAACUAAGCCUUAGUGGUCAUCUUGCUUAGGUAGCAUUGCCUAGUAGACUAAAGUACAAGUGUUAUGUUACAGUAGCUUUGUAUUUUAGAUGCAUAUUUAUUAAAAAUUGUACUUCCUCAUGCAGCUAUUUUAGAUACAUGUAAAGCUUUGUGACCUUGUUGGUAUUUGGUGUCAUUUACAACUGAAACCUCAGUGACUAUUUAUUUGCCCUAUUUAUAGUCUCAUAAUUUGGGAAUAUUUGAAUUUUUUUACCUUUAUUAUUGUGCUUCAUUUGUUAGCUUGACAAACAGGUUUGUUUGCAGGUGUGUUGGUUUGCCUAUUUGUCACAAUUUAAUUUGAUGUGAGCAACUUUAAUUGUUUCAACCCUAGGCAGCAGACACUGAUGAUCAAGAUUCUGAUGGUUUACUGGAUUUCAAUGAGUUUAUUAACUUUUAUAAGAGCAUAUCGACCAGGAGGGAGCUCUACCUUUUGUUAUUAAAGUAAGUUUGAAUACUUUUAAAAUAUCUAAAGCUGUGAUUCAUAUCCUUCCUUCUUAAAUAAGCCCUCUGAAUCAAGAUAGAACUACAUUUGAAUUCUCAAAUGAAUGCCUUUGAACGAUCCUGCAUGCACCAUUUUGGUAAAAGUCUGCUGUUGGGAGAUACGCAGGGUGUUUGAACAGGCUUUUAUCAGGAGCCACGGUUGCACAGCAAUUAAGAGCUUCCAUAAAAGCAAAGUUAUACAGCCUAAUAGCGUGGUAAAGUUAGAGUCCCUUGGGAUCUACUUGAGAGAAUCCUAACUGUGAAUAGAAUGUUGAACUGAUAAGACUGAAACUCAGUAAAUCUCUGGCGCAUAAAAUCCAAAGUUAAAAGCUUUAGCUCUUAAUGAGAAUAACAUUAAUAAGGAAAACGAAAUUUAGGUUUCAUUGGCAUGUAGGAUGGUGGUAACCUCAUUUUAUUAAAAAAUGUCGGCAGAUAUGGGAACAGUAAGGAGCACAUGACGGUAGCUGAACUAAAAGUUUUUUUAGAGAAAGAACAGCAGGUACGUAUUAAAUUUACUAUACCGUGCAAGUUAGCAAAAUAAACUAAUUUAAGAACCGCUAUCGCUAGUAGAUCACUCACGCCAGUCACCCGGUUAUGUCGCCGGCCUUCAGCUAAGUCACCUUGCCCCCAAGUGUGAUUAUGUUGCUACAUGUUAUCUCGAUUAAAGUUUUUGAUUAUUCGUCAGAAUGCAACUAAAACUGCAACAGUUGCAUAUUCACAGACAGAUUAAUUGUUAAAGCUAUCGCCUAUUUCAGAUUUGGUGGCAUAUCUCAAAAAAAUCGCAUAUGGAAGGGCAACAGAGCCUCGCUCUUAAUGCUGAGCAGAACACGAUUGUCUCAAGGUCACACCUCGCUGUUCUUGCAAUCUCUCCGUUUAUUUUGUACGUUAGCCUUAGUCAACGCAGGUUGUUGUUGUUGUUGUUGUUGUUUUCCUUUCAUCAACUGAACGCCCAGAGAAUUUUCAAGUUUUCAAGUUUGUCAAUACAUGUACGUAACUCGCGUAAUAUGAUUGUGUUAUCAACUACAGUCGAUCUAACUUGGGCGACGUAACAUUUCUUGGGGGUAUUUGACGUCACUUAAGAUCAAGGUUACCUGUAAACGUUUAGAAAAAAGUGCCUGAACACGAUUAUGACGUUUUAUAUUUGUGCCUAUAUUUAUUAACUUUUUUUUUAAUUUUUUACAUAACAGGCCAUAAACCGUCACCUCCUCUUAUUAAGCUUAUGUUAUAUGUUUGUAAACACCUAAAAGUCCUCUGGUUCUCGACUUUCCUUUAUCAUUUGUCUUUAAGUGACUCCAUGCGCUCACUAAUUUUGUAUAAUUUACUGUUUUACUUAUAAUUUACGGUAAUUCAUGUAGAUGAAAGAUGUGACAGGAGAGGACUGCUGCAAAAUCAUUCAAACCUACGAACCUGUGCUGGAAAACAGAAGUGUAGGCAUUCUUGGAAUUGAUGGUAUUUUACAUUAUUGUAAUAAUAAUAAUACUACUAUUAUGAAUUUUACUAUUUCAUAUCGCAUCGUCGACUUGACCAUAAAUUCCCACCACGAGUGUUGGGAAUAGCAGUAACAACUUUCCCUGUUAAAGAGUUAAUCUAAAUCAGAUUAAGUCAGUCUUCCAUAGUUUGUGGAGGGGAAUUCGGGAUUCCCCAUAGCCGUUCUCCUUAUUUAUCUUUCUGUUUUCGCAGUUUUCAUUUUUUUCUUUGUUUGGUAUCACAUCACAGGUUUCACAAGCUAUCUUUUAGGUCCAGAAGGUGAUAUAUUUAAUCCAGAACACUCCAGAGUCAACCAAGAUAUGACCAGACCUCUGUCUCAUUACUUCAUUGCUUCUUCACACAACACGUAUGUUGACCUGUCUUUUUUUGUUUGUUUGUUUGUUUUUUGUUUUGUUUUGUUUUGUUUUUUUCGGUAUUCGGUAGUAUUCAUUCCAAACGAAUUGACACGACCUUUUAAAUCAGAGAAGAUUUCCGAAAAGGAAUGUACACAUUUGAAAACUCAUGUUUCGAAGCCUUCUAACGGUUAAGAGUUACUGGCUUCCUAUUUCUCUCUACAGUAUCAUUCUUGAAUCAAAUGUAAAUUUCACCAAAAUAAAGAAAAUGAGAAUCGGUGUAGGAAGCUCUUGAUUGUCAAACAAAUUCUCCUUGGCAGCACCAUAGGAAAUACGAACAGAAUAGUUAUGGGAAUAUGGGUAAUCAUUUAACGAUUAAUCGUUGACACAGUCAUACCAGAAAAUAAAGAUACGAAAAAAUUCAGGGUGCUCUUUGUAGGAAUCAUCCUCUGGAAACUCCAAUCACAAUGGUUUGGUGAAUCAACAGUGACAAGUCAGUCUUCCUUUAAAAUCUACCUCAGCAGCCGAAUAAUCGAGUGUUGUUUACCUCAGAUCAUAAAACCUUCAAGAGGUGAUGAUGGCGGGGGGUUUUUUAAGCCUGAUAAAAAUGUCCCUUGGCCAGAAGCCGAAUGAAAAUGUUUAAAACACUAACUAGAUAAUACUUUUGUUAAGACUUUGCCCGAAAAAGGGUUGUUUGGGCAAUCGACUGAAUCGAUGCUCAUGCCCAGUCCCUCUAACUUUGUCUUUGUAGCUACCUCCUCGGAGAUCAGCUGACAUCUAAUUCAAGUAUGGAUAUAUACAUAAAGGUCCUGCAGUCGGGUUGUCGGUGUAUCGAAAGUAAGGAUUUGUAUUUUUGUGCCUUUUGAUAGGCUUUGAUGGCCUUCAAAUGGUAAUUUUAAGUUUAUCCGUUUUAUCGUCCGGUCGUUUGUUUUUGUUUAUUUCCGAGUGAAGAUCCUUAGUACGCGAUAAUGCUUCUUCUUGGUUAUUAAGCUUCAUUAUUACUAAUUCUCUUUAUAUGUACGGAAAGCGCUUUUCAAUAAGUGUCAAAAGUAACCCGGGAUUACUUUAGUUCGCUUCACUGCUCAAUGUGAUUGGUGUAGAAAACGCGCGCCAGCCUCUCAUCUAAGCAGUCUCAAAAUGUAAACCAGUUGCAGCUUGUUACUUGCGUUUCCCGCCUUUCAAGCAGCUUGCUUUCAUUUACCUUAGUUCUCAUAGGCUCCUUUGUGACAAUUCGUUUCAUUCUGAUUGGCCGUCGUAAUUACUUUGGUUUUGGUCUUACGACACUCUUUCGACCGCUUUCGACUCUAAACCCUGCACAAUAUACUUCACUCUUGGCUAGAAUUAAUCAAUCAGAACUUUGGAUGCGUAGUUGGACGCGAGAUUAACCACUUUCAGUUGAAGUGCACAUUGAUAUCCUGAAAUGUUGGUGGUGUGAGAAAGAUGUCUAUGAAGACAAAUGAUUAAAAGGACAUGUCGUGUGGGGUUUCCAAUGCUGUUUUCCAAGUAACUGUUCAGCGCGUUUAUUUUUCGAGGAGUUAUUUCUCUACCGCAUAAAUCUGUUCCCCAAUAUAAAAAAAUUAAAAAGCAACAACAACUGUCCCUACCUUUCCUCACUUUAGCACUGGAUGACAAGGAAUAAGAUUUGAAGAUGCUAGAAUAUUUCAAAUAAGGUCAUCCAACAUUCUGUAUGGCUCUUCUUUAUUUAAUUGUUCCUUUGUGUUUCCAACUGUGCAGUUGACUGCUGGGAUGGAAAGGAUGGUGAACCUGUGGUAUAUCAUGGUUACACGAUGACGUCCAAAGUGAAAUUUCGUUACAUCAUACUUAAUAUCAACGACUUUGCCUUUCUUAAUAACAAGUAAGAAAGCACUGCACUGAAAACCAAACGGCCUUACUAAGUAUUACGAUAAACAUAGCAAAUGUAGAGUCAGAAAUAUUUGAGAGUGUUUGUUUUUUCUAAUGAUUCAAUUAUUCUACCAGCAUUAAAUGUUAAUUAUAAUUGUGUGCCUUCACAUAAUUAUAGCACUCAUCUUGAUGUCUUAAAAGUGUUAUUAAGGAUAGACCAUAUCAAAAUUCACAAUUUUGAGCGCAAAUGCAGUUUAAUCAUUUUCUUUUUUCUAGAUAUCCAGUUAUUCUUUCGUUGGAGAAUCACUGCAGUGUUAGCCAACAAAAAGUUAUGGCGAGUCUUAUGCGAGACAUUUUUAAAGAUAUCCUUUUUAAAGGAUCUACUUUACCAUCUACUAUCCUCUGCCAGUAGACUGCCUCUGCCUAACGUCUGUUACAGGAACUUGUACCUUGAUUUGCCUUAACAUUUCCUAGAUAAGCUGGUCUACGAGACAAGUUUGGAUAGAAAAGAUCUACCCUCGCCGCAGAGCUUAAUGGGUAAAAUUCUGAUCAAGGUAUAUACCAAUAAGGAAUAUGUUAUAUACUGUAGUUAUUGCACGUCCCUUUCUAGUUUUUUAGAUUUCUCCCCUUGCCUCCUUGUUUACCUAUAAAAUUCGAGGUAAUUUAAGUUGUUUUGCAACGUAAGUCACACCUCAAAGAUUUAUGCUUGACAAAUAAUUUAAUUUAUAGAAGAAAAAGGUGAUAAUUGUUCUUCAACUAAAAAAAAAGACAACUGAUAGUGAGACGCUCUUUUACGUAUGCUAUUAUUAUGGCUCUUACCUUAAAAUUGUUCAAUUGGGCAAACCCUCUAAUAAAAAGCUGGUGGUCCUUGAAUAGUUCCCCAAUGUAGAGCCUUUGGUACUAUCCCUUCUCCCUACACCCCAAAAAAACAAAAAGUAUAAAAAUGUACGUUUUUGAACCAAAAAAACUCCACAUCGUACGUGGGGAUAGUCGAUGGCUCGCAUUUUGGCUGCUUUUAAUCAGCUCCUCGAUUAGAAUCCCUGGGGACUUAAAACAACCAGUGUGGCAGGGGGAGACGGUUUAGCAAAGCGCAUAAUCGCAUAUGACAGAAGUUUCUUUUUUUGAAGGCCAAAAAACUGCCAGCCACUUUUGACCAAGAUUUAGAUGAAGGUGACGUAACAGAAGAAGAUUCUGCUGAUGAAAUGGAGGAGGCUUUUAAGUUCAGAGAUAAUGAGGUGAGAACUCCACUACAACACCCAGCUACUUGUACUUUGUAGUCGCUUUGAAUAAAACGCAUUUAAUGAUUAACCAAAAAUUGAGAGAGUUCCUUUACUUUGUAAAUCUUUACUGAAAACUUCAGUACCUAUGGCUCCCCUUGCAUCAGAAUCAACAAACGCUUAUAAUUAUUUUUUAUUUAUUUAUACGUCAUUUUUCGGCACCAUACGUAAAACAAAAGCAUAUCUCCACACUUCUAUAUUUAACAGGCAAACAACCCACUUCCUCGUACUUCCCUGUAUUUUAUUUGUUGUUUUUAUCCUUAUUUCAGAAUGUAUUAGAGCAGAAAGCCAAGGAGCGCAAAUGGCGACGCACGCUGGCGUCCUUACAGCGUCUCCGUUCGAACAAAGACGACGAAGAAAAUGACGCUCGUGGGGAUCUUAGUUCAGCAAUUGUGACGUCCGUGGCUUUGGAAGAACCCACUUCAGUAGGAGCAUCAAAAAGCGUACCAAGGGUGUGUAGUCAGUUCCUUGCAUCAAUUGUGUUAGGUUUUGUUUGUAAUAAUAAUGAUCGAAACAGAGAUAGAUGCCUUAAUGUUGAUUACUGAUGUUGGAGAGCACGAUUUUUAAACAUAUUUUAGUCAUAUAUUGCAAUCAUACGCUUUUUUCAUAGCGUUUUAUUGUACCAGACGGGCGGAGUUUGAAAUUUAAUCUUUAACCCUUGACCCUCAAGAGUAACUAGCAUCUAAUUUCUCCUUAUUAUAUUAGCCCUGAAUCAAACAUUAAGGUCAUGAGAAUAAAUAAAUGAUCACUAACAAACGGAGCUCUUGAUUUUUUUAACAAAUUCUUCUUGUCGGCACCUUGGUUAAAAAGCGAAUGCGGCCUUUAAACAAGACAUGUAUGUGAAUUGUAAUAUAAUUUUUUUUUUCUAAUCUUACUUAAAAUGUUUUGUUAUACGAAGAAUGGAGUGAGCUCAUAGAAAAAAAAUCGCUCUUUAAAGCUUUCCUAUUUUCUCUCAGCUUGGAAGAUCGCUGUCUGCAAAAUAUGUCUUUGAUCAGGGUCCUCGCAAUCAGCCUGCUGAAAUAAGAAAAACACAAAGCUUUAGUGAGAAAGAUAAGGUAUAGUAGUAUUUUAAGGUAUAGUAAUAUUUUAUACAUAUAUCAAACUAGGAACAAUGUACGUAAAAUGUAUUUCUUCAUCAAGUUCUUAGAAGUUAAGAUAUAGCUUUCUGUGACUCUUCCCCAGUCAUCUGUUAAUACGCAGCCGCAAGGUUGCGAGAAACUUCCGCCACUGCGAUAAACUGGACAUAUUUUCCCAUUUGCCCCGCGUUUAUCUUUUGCGCUUCCCUCGUUAAUCUUUUAAAGUAGAGAGACGACUGGGGAAGAGUUAGAAAUUUCCUUUUUGUUCUCAAAGAUUGAGGUUUAAUGGAAAUCUGUAGCGUGGUACAUCCUCUAAUUCUGGAUGUUUUUUUAUCCCGCGAUCUUCUGCUUCGUUGAAUGUUUGUUAUUGAAAUGAUCUUCGAAUUUUUUGGGUCCUUUCCGCUGCUUUUAAGAGCAAUUCUUGGAGGAGUUUUAGUCAGACUUCCGAGGUACGGUAAAUGGAAACUUUUAGACUGUGAUCAAUCCAAAUUUCUAGAGGAGAAUAUAGAUAUGCAUCCCGAUGUAUUUAUUUCUCAAUCAGUACAUUUCUGCGGAUUUGAAUCGAGCUUUGCGUGAAAGAAAUUCGAAAUCGAUAUCAGGUGAGGUAACUCUCUUUUGAUAACGUUGGUUUAGUUUGGUAGUAUGAUUUAUCUUUAUUUCUCAGAAAACGAGAAGGCGAUCCAAAAAAAGGCUUAUCUCUACCGAAGAGGUGGGUAUUUUACAAACUAUUAUUACUCACUAUUUCUUUAUUUUCAUUUUUUUUGCCGUGAUUUAUUUGUUAGUGUGUUUUUUUAACCUUCAGUUGUCUAAAUUUUGCAAUUUUUAGAUUUCCUUUUAAAAAGUUUCGAAUGCUGAAAAUACUGGGGUCGAUUAAAUCUUUGCGUUGUGUUUAUUUAUCGUUCCUGACCAUUGUUUUUCUCUUGUUCAUGUCAACAGGAUUCUAUAAGAAAAAUUAAGUUGAGCAAGCAUCUUUCUGAUCUUGUUGCUUACACUAAGUCAUCAGCAUUCAAAGGACUGGAUCUUGAUGAGAAUGGUACGUAAAGGUAUGAUGUACAGAUAUCAUGUGUCACGAGCUUAGGAGAAAGAAAGAAUGUAAGUCUUCCACAUGGUCUCUGCCCAUAAGCCUUCUAAUCUUGCAUAUUUAUCCUGAAGGGGGGGGGUCAGAGCACUUUGGAUCACUUGGUUUUCAGGGGAACGGAGGGGAGGAUCAGUCGUCCCUUACAGAGUGUAAGAGGAGGACUAUAGUAAAUUAACUGCCAAUGAGGGGUAUCAUUUGAAUACAACCGUGCCUUAUAUGGGGAAUCGGGUAAAUUUUAUUGUGACAAAAACCAAAAUCCUUUGAACCUCCCACCUCCCACCUCCCACCUCCCACCUCCCACCUCCCACCUCCCACCUCCCCCUUCCCCCUCCAGGGGAUAAAUUAUGACUGUUCCAGUUUGGUUCUUCAACGAUGACCAAGACAAGUCUCAUUGAAAGCUGAAUUUUUUUUCUCACAGAUACCCACUGUGAAGUAUGUUCAGUACCUGAGUCGAAAGCUUACAGAUAUGUUGACACAAAAGGCGAGCAAUUUGUGCGUUACACAAGAUAUAAACUUUGCCGAGUUUACCCGGCAGGUUACAGAAUCGACUCUAGCAACCCAAAUCCACAAGCCUUCUGGAACUGUGGCUGCCAACUAGGUAAAAGAUAAUAUUGCCCAGUUGCACCUACCUCCCACAGCGAGGCAGAUGCCGUAAUUAAAGUGUGCAACUCUUUCUCACAGAUUCAGCAAAUUCAGCUUUGAUAAAUUUCAUUUGGAAGGUAUGACGAGUCACCAAAACCAAUCACAUACCUUAGUGUUAAAGCCCGGUGUCGUGGCAGAACAGUCCUCAUUUUUCGUAUUUUGUGGUGUUGAUGACGUGAGGAAUCUGACGAAUUGCAUGAAGUAAAACUUUAUGAGUUGUUCAUUGUAUUAUAGUGGUAAAGAAAAUGGAAUUUUGCAAAAAUGACGUGGUAAAUACCUUUUGAACAUCCUCACGAAAAUUAUGACAGGAGCUACACUCCGUUACACAUUUAUUUGGGACACUUACUACCUUCCAUGCCUCAGUAUUUUGUCUCCGAAAUACCGUAAACAAAUUAGCCUUUGACAACUUCUGAAGAGGAGAACAGUGCAAGUUGUGGUAAGGUUUCCCAACUAUGUGGAUAAGAAAUUGUAACCUGUGCUGUUUUUUUUUCCUUUUUUCUGAUUUGAUUUCGAGUUUCUUUAAUUUCUAUCAUUCACAAUUCAUUCAGUGGUUAAAGUAGGAUAGUGACAUUGGCACAUUUUCUUCCUCAGUGGCUCUAAACUAUCAAACAGAAGGACGAAUGAUGCAGAUAUACAAAGGAAAAUUCAAGUCAAAUGGAAACUGUGGAUAUGUCCUUAAGCCUGAUAUUAUGUGUGAAGGUUUGUUAGUAUACUUUGAAUUUCAGUCUUCCCAAUUGGUGACAACCUAUAACCUGUGUGUACGAGAACGAAAUUCCAGUUAAAAAAAAAAAAACCACCAGAAUUUAAAAAAAGUGUUUUUUUUUUUAUUCUUUCUACAGCUGAACCUAAGUUUGAUCCCAUGACAAGGACGGAUAUUAAAGGAGUCAGGAAAAAGAUUUGUAAAAUAAAGGUGAAAAGACUUUACCACAUACGCCUGUAUGUGAGGUGUACUAUAUGUGCUUUUGAAGAAUGUGACUGAAUGUUUGUCGACAUUCACGCAAAACGUUGAGCUUUCCCAGGGAAAAAGAUAAAUGAAUCAACUAUAACCUGUGUGUACGAGAUUACACUUUCAUGGAAGUUGACACUUUAAAAUCGUUCGAUCAUUAAGCUAUAGAUUUUAGAACAAUUCUAAAACUGAAUAUUUUCGUUUAUCAGUCUGCUCUAUUUCUUGCAUUUUGAAUAGUUCCACUAGUCCUUCCUUGUCUUUACGUAUUUGAGUGUUUGUUGUCCUUGUUGUUGAGGUUUUUUAUUUUAUUUUAUUUUCAUUCAUUUUUUUUUAAUUUCUCAAAGUAUCGCUUAUAUUUCGAUAGGUGAUAAGUGGCCAACAACUGCCAAAGCCAAAAGACAGCAUCUUAGGAGACCGUGGAGAGGUAUGCAGAAAAUUUUACAUGCAGUUUGUUUCUUCGUAUUCAAUUUGUUUUCAGGAAGGAAUGAAGCGGGAAGUUAAGGAGGGUAAAUCUCAUGUUGGGCUCAGCGGUUUACACCAUGUCGAUGACAUGGUUUAACUCCUAUUCCCACAACUAACUUUCCUACCGCAAAUUCCGAUUGCGUGUCUGAUUUGCAGCCUGCAACUUGCAUCUUGCCCCCAAACAGCAUUAACUCUGUCUUGAAAAUAUUUGGUAUUUCCCUAUCUAUUCUGAACACUUACUUCCCUAAUUUAGUUAGAAGGAUUAUCCAUUGUUAGUUAUAACUAUCAAACCAAUCUGGCUCACUGAAGCCAUUUUCGGAAAAUAUUUUUUCUUCGUGUGGUAGAUCGUGAUUUCUCUCGAAGGGGUAAAAUUGCAAAGUCUAUCAAGUGAAUGAAUAAAUCAGUGAAUCCUUUUGUUUUCCUUUAGUAUCAAUUUUCCUCUAAACUUGAGCUCUAUUCAAUUAUUUUUGAUACAGAUCAUUGACCCUUACGUAGAGAUUGAGGUGAUAGGUAUCCCAGCUGAUAACUGCAAGCGGCGCACAAAAACCGUCAUCGAUAAUGGUGAGGAAAACUGUUGAGAGAGGUGUUGAAGUCCGUGACGCAGAUAUGUUCGGGAAAAAAAAGUUCUAAAUGCUUCUCGUGUCCUUCCGAAUACUCGUUUAGAUCCUCUAACGAGCUCGACAGGACUCGUACAGUAGUAAACAGAAUCGUGGUGUUAUAGGCUUGUGUGGCCAAUAUCUUGAACACUGCCAGGAACUGAAUGUUUAUGUGAUACUCUUGAGCAUUUACGUAGACGAAUGUGGUUUGUUAACAUGCACAAUGCGGAUCGUUAGAAGAAAAAUGAAACAGCUCACGAACCCUUCUUCAAUUGUGAUUUUUUGUUAAGACUUUGAGGAAAGCUUUUCGAUUGUGAUUAUGAGAAGGAAAAAAAAACAAAAUGUAAACGAAAAGAAAAGCAGACCAGGCAGCUAAAGAGAAAAUUGUUUGCUUAUUUAAUAAUUCCUUGUUUGUAAAAGUCAGCUUGACACGUGACGUGGCAUAACGUCGCGUGAGUUGACGAGACAUUACAUGGCAUGCCUUGACACGAAAAAACGUGAUUUAAAUUUUAGAUUUUAGUUAAAUUGAACUAAAAUUAAACUAAAAUUUAGUAAGCACCUGUCAUGCAGAAGUUGUUAUUGACAUGAAAUACACGUUGUGUCUUACACCCUUUCUUUCAUAGGGUUCAAUCCAGUUUGGGAGGAGACCAUUACCUUUGUUCUCACCUUUCCGGAACUGUCCAAUUUCCGUUUUGUCGUUUGGGACGAGGAUCCAAUUGGUAGAGAUUUCAUUGGUCAAGUUAGUUAUCCAUUUUCGAGCCUGAUGCCAGGUAACUAGAUAAGCUUACAUUUCUCAGUAAAUGUUGGUUAACCAAUACAUUUCUAUACAUCCAUUUUUUUCGAAUAAAACAUGAUAUGUCCAAUUGUGCUGUCGUGUAUUUUGACAGGGGUAGCUUAAAAAUUUUUUACUUCUGUGUAUUUAUGAACCAUUGAGUUUUUCAAUGUUUGCGGUGAAGUUGACCGAGCGAAAGUCAACAAGCUAAGAACUCCACAGUCGGCCGCAGGCGACAGCUGCCUUUUUUACAAGAGAUAAUCCUUAAAUAUCUUACUGGUAUCAUCUCUCUCCACCUCACCCAUCGAUAGUCGAUAUUGAUAUGUAUGGUAGGCCAGGUAGCCUCGGUACCAGGGUGCACUGCUAGCCUCGUUAUGGUGUUUAUGUAAGGAAGAAUGACUUUCAGAAUAAACGGUUAUUUUGCUCUUGUGGUACGUUGCUGUCAACUUGUUGAAACAGAUAAUCACUUAGAUGUAAAUUUAUUUAACUGCCUACUUAGGCUACAGACAUGUGCAUCUUGAAGGAAAUCAGCAAGCCUCCAUAUUUGUUCACGUUACAAUUGCUGAUUACAACGGAGAAAAGGUGAAAUAUUUAUUGCUCUAUUCAUGAAUCUUUCCUAAAGACUUCAUUGUGAUAUUGUCUGAACAGACAGAGAACGCGAAGAUUGCUCUUGGUUGAAAGAUUGGUGGUUAGAUCCAAUGAUCUCGAGCCGCGAACAGUUAAAAAAUUUAGUACUCUGAAAGGUCACCAUGCGAAGAAAUUGUUCUUUCUAGUAGAAGUAACUGUUAACUCCGUCUUCAACGUUUACAAUUUCAUUUCAUUCCCUCCGGGUUAACCCUUUCUCUCCCAAUUUCUAAACUUAAAUUCUCCACACUGUCCAUUUUAAUUUCUCAGAAUUGUAGCUUCUGCGUAUUAAAACCGUGUGGAGAAACUCGGUUUUGGUCACUUCUGGUGGUGCAAAUCUUAAGAACAGUGCUUUCUUGCAGAUUAUAGAUGGCUUGGAUAUAUUCAAUCCAGAGAGAAGAUAUUCAGUUGGAGUGAAGUUUAAAAGGAGACAGCGAAGAGAUUCAACUUUGUUUUAGAAACAAAAACAGAACAAACAAUUACACUAAAGGGGUACUGGCAGCCAGUUCGGUGUGGUUCCGAUCGCUGGAUGCCCACUUGGGCGGAGAUUUGUGAACUGAAUGUUGAAGAUAACUUUAAAUGCUUUUAACCCAAUUUAUUUACGGGCUAUGAAUAAUAAGGAACUAUCAAUAUCCAAGAUUUUGAUAUGUGCAACUCUGAGUUUGUAUCUUCUUAGACUAAUGCCUGUGUCGUGAACAAGAAUAGGGUUGGGAUAUGGACUGUGAAAAGUCGGGGAAGUCAGAAUUCCCUUUUGCCGUUUGCAGUUGCUGUAUGAGUCGCACUGAAGAUCUGAUGAUGUCAUCCCUGACUCACUCUCUGGGAGAGGGUACAUGUUUAAUGCAACAAACCAGCACUCGUUCCAACACUGGUGAUCUGUCAAAGCAUUUGCAUUUAUGAUCUGACCCGAAUUUAGAUAUUAGUUUCGUUCGUUGUUGUUGUAAGCUGCAUCAGCGGCCUCUUGUUUCUAAAACAAUGGGUUCUGGACGGAUCUGGACGAAGAAAAAGCAUAGGUGAUCUAUCAUUAAUACAUGCUUCCAGGCGCUAUGAAGUUACUCAGUAAUGUCUGUUUUAGCAUGUUUUUCUCCGGUACAAAAUUCGCAUAAUAGAGCAAAUGUGGACCUGAACUUGUGACCCGAGACAAUUUAAUUAAUAAACC